Molecule: messenger RNA, 2040 nt
Organism: Exophiala spinifera
Lineage: Eukaryota; Fungi; Ascomycota; Eurotiomycetes; Chaetothyriales; Herpotrichiellaceae
Exons: 3
Coding region: 1-2040 (679 amino acids)
Biological process (GO): amine metabolic process
Molecular function (GO): quinone binding; primary methylamine oxidase activity; copper ion binding
Source: RefSeq, a predicted model, not a curated record
AUGUCGCAGACCACACCUCAUCCACUAGACCCCUUGACACCAGAGGAGAUUUCACAGACUGCCAAUCAUGUCCGAAGAGCAUUUCCAGGAAAGGACGCUUACUUCCGAGUCAUUACGCUGUCCGAGCCACCGAAGGCGGACAUGAUAAAAUAUCUGGAAGCUGAGCAUGGAGACUAUCUUCAGACCAUCACUCUUCCCCGUCUAGCCAUGGUGCAGACAUUUUUGGGACCACGGGACAGCAGCCACUACUACCAGCUCAAGGUGGACGUGGAGACCGGCGGCAUCGUCGAGCAGAAGCAGCUGGUCGGGUGCCAUGGCCACGUGGACGCGACAGACAUGCAAAGGGCGGAGCGAGAAUGCCUCAACGACGCUCGCGUCCAAGCAGCCAUCAGGGACAUGAAGCUGCCUGCCGGGGCCGAGGUCAAGAUUGAGCCAUGGACGUACGCGACGGAUGGGAUGAACGACAUGAGCGAGAAGAUCACCAUGUGUUACUUCUACAUGAAGCUGAUCGACCACCCGGACGCCAACCAUUAUGCUUAUCCUUUGGAUCUCUGCGUCGAGAUGUCUGGAGAUGCUCGUGUCUUGCAGAUUUUCUACUUGCCCCCGGGAACAUCAAACGACAUCAGCACGUCUGCACAGGCCUACGACGAGAAAAAGAUCCAUGGCAGUGAGAUUGAAUACCAUCCGGACCUGCGCACAACCCAGCGGACAACCACGAAGCCAUAUCGAGUUUCUCAGCCAGAUGGUCCCUCGUUCCAAGUCCAAGGGAACCUGCUGCAGUGGGAGAAGUGGAGAUUCCGCGUCGGAUUCAACUACAGAGAAGGGCUCACUCUGCACGAUGUGAGGUACGACGGGCGCAGCGUUUUCUACAGGCUAUCGCUGGCGGAGAUGUUUGUCCCCUACGGAGACCCUCGUAUGCCGUAUACACGAAAAGCAGCAUUCGAUCUUGGGAACGAUGGGGCAGGCUGCACGGCUAACAAUUUGCAACUCGGCUGUGACUGUCUGGGACAUAUCAAAUACUUCGAUGGGUGGCAUUCCACAUCGGCCGGAGAUCCUCUUAAACUUCCCAAUGCCGUGUGUUGUCAUGAAAUCGACGAUGGGAUCCUCUGGAAACAUACAAACUUUCGGACAGGGAACGCUGUCGUUACCCGCUCACGAGUGUUGGUCCUGCAAACUAUCAUCACAGUCAGCAACUACGAGUACAUUUUUGCAUUCCAAUUCGGCCAGGACGCUUCGCUCCAUUACGAAGUACGAGCAACAGGGAUUGUGUCGACGGUCCCGAUUGGGGUGGGGGAGAAAGUACCGUUUGGAACCGCUGUCGCUCCUGGCGUGCUGGCCCCGUACCAUCAGCACCUUUUCUCGCUGAGAAUAGAUCCGGCGGUUGCAGGAUAUCAGAACUCGCUCGUGAUUGAGGAAUCGCAUGCCAUGCCCAUCCAGGAUCCGCAGGUUCACAACCCGUUCGGAGUCGGCUACACGACCGAAUCACGCGUUGUCGAGAACGAAUGCGGACUCGACCUCGAUCAUAGUGUCAACCGGGUUUUUAAAAUCGUCAACGAACAAGUCAUCAACCCCGUGACUGGUGGGCCGGUUGGAUACAAGCUCGCACCAUGCUACAGCCAGUUGCUCCUGGCGCAUCCCUCGUCGUAUCACGCGAAGCGAUCCGAGUACGGCGCACACGCAGUCUGGGUGACACGACACAGCGACGACGAACUGUUCCCGUCCGGCCACCACACUAUGCAGUCCCUAGGUGGGCAAGGGAUCGCGUCGUGGAUCAAGGAUCGGCAGGAAAAGAAACAGCCGACCAGUGUGAAGAACUCGGACAUAGUGGUCUGGCACACCUUUGGGUCGACGCACAACCCGCGGGUCGAGGACUGGCCGGUGAUGCCUACCGAAAAGAUGAUUGUGGGCAUGAAACCGGUCAACUUUUUCACGUCUAACCCUGCCAUCGACGUACCUGUGUCGACGCAGGAGACGAAUCAGAGCGUGCUUGUGGAAGGGGUGGCUGCCAUGCCGACGAAAGGGCAUUGCUCGAAACUAUGA